AUGUCCACUCCAACCGUCCUCCAAGCUCGCUUGAAAGAGCUGUCAACCAACCUGGGCAAGAUCCAGCCAUUGAUAAACCAACUCCGGAACUUUUCUCCCAGCAUAGACAAAGGAGAUGAAGUUCGUCUAGAGCUUGGAUCGGAGAUUCAUGCGGGCCUGAAAGAUGCCGAGGAGGAGCUGGAACUUCUGCGAAUCGAUGUUGACGCGCUGGGGCCGAUUGUUGACAACAGGCGAAAGGUCUCGAUUUCUGCGGGGGAGAAAGACAAUGAGAAAGAACGGGUCAUCUCCCUGGCUGAGCGUUUAGAGCAAGAUCUCAAGAAGACUCGAAGCGAAUUUCGAAACGCACAAUUACAAGCUAAAAGACAGACAGAGCUUGCCAGGCGCAAAGAACGCGAGCUACUGUUAUCUCGAUCACAGCCUUCGGAACGCCAACGACCGUCGGAGAAACUCACACAAGAUGACCUUGUGCUGAAUGCCUCUAGUGAUGUCACUGCGGCUUUACGACGGACACAUCAAUUACUGCAGGCCGAGGUUUCGAGAAGUAAAUUCGCCCAGGAAACACUUGAACAAUCGACUGCCGCAAUUUCCUCCCUCUCCGAAUCCUAUAGCAGCCUUGACACCCUCCUCGCAUCAUCCCGCAGCCUCGCCAGCUCGCUCCUUCGCUCUCAAAAAUCCGAUACAUGGUAUUUGGAGACAGCCUUCUAUAUUCUCCUCGGAACUAUCGCAUGGCUAGUGUUCCGCCGAAUUCUGUACGGCCCACUUUGGUGGCUAGUAUGGAUUCCUUUCCAGCUUAUUUUCCGUGUGUUUUUUGCUGUGUUGAGUGCAGUUGGCCUGUCCGGUGCAUCGAAGGAAAUCCAGCCAUCAUCCAGGCCGAUUGCAGUGGACAUCUCUGCAACAAUCCAGCAGGCUGCGACAGCAGUGACGGCAAUAACGAGUGGUAAUAUGCCUAUAGACACGGACCAGCCAUCAAAGCAGGAUGAAGCAGAUCGGCUCAUCGAUAAGAUUGGGCGAAUGGUAUAUGAUAACGAGAAGCAAGGGCAUUAUGAUAUCGAUGAUCUCCCCCCCAGAAGAACAGCAGCGGCAAGAUGA
Messenger RNA from Penicillium chermesinum, 1089 nucleotides. Its product is annotated as putative protein transport membrane glycoprotein Sec20. Gene Ontology annotation, biological process: retrograde vesicle-mediated transport, Golgi to endoplasmic reticulum. NCBI's taxonomy places the organism in Eukaryota, Fungi, Ascomycota, Eurotiomycetes, Eurotiales, Aspergillaceae. The transcript is spliced from 3 exons. The record is from RefSeq and is a predicted model, not a curated record. Gene Ontology annotation, molecular function: SNAP receptor activity. Gene Ontology annotation, cellular component: SNARE complex; endoplasmic reticulum. The coding region runs from base 1 to 1089 and encodes 362 amino acids.